This is a messenger RNA of Fusarium venenatum, 462 nucleotides long. Its product is annotated as putative oxalocrotonate tautomerase. NCBI's taxonomy places the organism in Eukaryota, Fungi, Ascomycota, Sordariomycetes, Hypocreales, Nectriaceae. The record is from RefSeq and is a predicted model, not a curated record.
AUGCCUCUUUGGGUUAUCUACCACACUCCUGAUAUCUUCCUUGAUGAUGCAUCCAAGCAAGAAUUGGCAAAAGACAUCACGUCAUUUUACACCAACGUGGGCUUGCCCGCCUUCUAUGCAAUUGUCAAUUUCAUUCCAUUACCAGCCGGUUCAUUGUGGAAGGGCGGAGAAAUUCCCGACAAGCCUUUCGUCCGUAUGGCGGUAGACCAUAUUGCCGUCAGGUUGGACAAUUCUGUCGAGGAGUAUAACCGGGUUACCGAGUUGGUGGAAAAGGCCCUGAAGCCGCAUAUCGCUGAUAAAGGUUACGACUAUGAGUACCACAUCGACGAGACGGAGAGAGGACUUUGGCGCAUCGAUGGGUUUAUCCCACCCCCUUUCAACAGUGAUGCUGAGAAAGAAUGGGCUCGUCUGAACAAGGCCGUUCCAUACACCGCUGAUAAGAUCGAGAACUAUAACCAUUGA